Penaeus vannamei (Pacific white shrimp) is the source of this 2577-nucleotide messenger RNA. It is a transcript of the gene JTBR, whose product is annotated as jumping translocation breakpoint protein JTBR. Gene Ontology annotation, biological process: mitotic cytokinesis. Gene Ontology annotation, cellular component: cytoplasm; midbody; centrosome. The record is from RefSeq and is a predicted model, not a curated record. Lineage: Eukaryota; Metazoa; Arthropoda; Malacostraca; Decapoda; Penaeidae.
UGUUAUUUUAAGCGACCACAUGACGAAAACAUUGAGGAUGUGGAUGUCAACGGGAUUAUGAUACUCACCGUAAAAGACCCGAUGUGAAGGACUUGCCUACUCUUCUCUUUCAAGUUCUUCAAGAUGAUUGAGUCCUGCACGAAAAAACGAAUGGUUAUAGCCAUCGCCUGCCUUAUUAGUUUGUCAGUGCUUGUUUUGAUUAUUGAGAAUGAGCUUGCUCCUAAUGACACGCGUCCCCACACCCACACCACUGCUCACCCCAAUAUGACGCAGCGAGAUAUGUGUUACCUGCAUGAAGAGUUUAGUGAGCUUGAGGAGUGUCAGCCAUGUUCAGACCUUGAAACAAAAAGUGGAAGUCCAUCGGUGUGUGGGUCAGCAAGCUAUCGGCAAAAAAUAAAAUGCAAAAAGACUGGAGAGGUUUUCAGAAAAUGUGACCGUGUGGUGUGGUUGGAAGAACGGCACUUUUGGAUCUUUGAGACAGUCAUGGGGGUCGUUGGAUUAGUGUCUGGUUUGGCAACAGUGUUUAGACAAAAGGUGUUAGACCAUCGCAUUUUGCAAAGAAUACAACGACAGGUGGCAGCUGGAGUCUAAGGGUUUUUAUAAAUUAAUUAAUUAUUUUAUUUAUUUUAUUUAUUUAUUUUUUGUAUUUAUAUAUUUUAAGAAAUUUCCCUUACUUUCCAGUGCAUUUGUUUGUGGAAUCUGGCAUUUGUAUUAAGAUAACAAGUAUUUUGUUAAUCAGACAGUUCUUAUUGAUUAUUAUUAGUGUUCUAAUCAUUAUAGUUAUUAUUUCUAUUAAUGUUUAUUUCCCUUGCAGUGUUUAAUAUCCUUAAGUUUGACUAUUGACUUUUUAUCAUCUAUGGAAGAUUUUAUUUUAUUAUGGAAAUGUAACUAAAGAAUAUGGUUAAACUUCUUCCAAUACAGAAUAUUUGCUUAUAUGUUUGUUACAAUCACUGUAAACUUGUUUGUAUUGUUCAAAAGGUGCAUAUGCUAAAGAUAUUUUUAUUUAUGAGAAAAUGUGUGGAGAUGAGUUUGUAAAGAUGUGGGUUAAAGAAAAGCUUUUAUUUUUGUUAUACAAAUGUGAGGUUGUGAAAGACAGUUUGGCAGUUGAUCUUAGAUAUAUAAGAAAUCAUUUGAUACUAUAAAAUCUCUUGUAGUGAAAAGAGUGGGAUGUAGUAGAAUGGGCCACAGAUAUAAUACAGAAAUGUAAUUUUUCUAAGAUACAGAAAUAUUGACUUUUUUCCCUAGAAAUAAAAGGAUAUAUAUAGAAUAGAGUUCAUAAUUUCUGAUUCACAGGAACGUCACUAAAGAAUUCUUUAUUGGGGUUAAGUCUUAACGAAAGGGAUUUGAAUGCACUCCCCAUAAAUAAUUUUUGUCACCAACCAGUGAAAAAUCUAUAAAAAUUUGUCAGUUAAAGUUGGCCGAAAGUAUACUUGUGUAACCAUCUCUACCUUUUUCUUACACACUUGAUUGAUAUGUUGUAUUAAAUGUAGAUGUUUUGAUAAAGACUGAGAUUGAGGAUUGGAUGUGAUUUAUUGAAGGAAUAAAAUUAAAAGGGAAUGGUAGAUAUAUUAAGGAAAUAAAAAAGUUAUUUCACAUCACUAGUCACUAAAACAUUUCCUAUAGUCUAAAAAUUGAAGGUGUUUCAUAUUCAUUUUCACAUUCCUUUGGGAAAAACAAAACAAAACAAAACAGUGUGAGGUGAUUGGUAAUGAGAUACAUUUAUAAUUCAUUAAAUAUAGUUCCUGUAGUUCCCAAAAUUUAUUUUUGCAAAGGAUCUAUCACAGAAUUUCAUGGAUGUUUUAAGUUUGCCAUUUUCUUGAAUGUUAUGAAAGUGAUUUUUGUUAGAUUAAUUGAUUUCAGAAGAAUCCAUAUAUUUUGAUUGGUCAUCAAAGCAAGAAUUCAAGUAAAUAUUUUUGAAAAAUAGCUUGCAAGGAAUAUUGGUAAGAAUUGUCUUAUCAUUAUUCAGAUGAUCAGUCAAGAAUAGUAAAUCUAGAUUCAGGAUGUUUGCAAGUAUUCACACAAGAGAUUUACACCAUAUAUCACUUUGGGUGAUGAUCUUUUCAAUGAUAUUUAAAUACAUCAUAUACAUAUGCUUUGUUAAAACAUAUCAGAUUUUAACAAAAAUAAAUCUUCCACUCACAAAGACUUCCAUUGUUCUUGAAAGUACCAAAGAUUUGUUCUGGUAUGGGGUUUCCCCCCUCUCUGUAUUCCGGUAUUUAUUGUGUUAAUGGCUAAGACUAGUAGUAGGAUUAUGAGGAAAAAAGGAUAACCUAGAGGAAAAUAUGUUUGAUCAUGUUAAUAUAUUGGAGAUUGUCAAAGUAAUUUAAACAGGAAUUUAUACACUAAUAAUAAAGUGCCAAUACUUUGUAUUCUUUUCUUUUUAGACUGAUUAACACGUUUCAGGUGUGUUGGUUUUGUCUUGAUAUACCUUUGUUUUUUUUACCUUAUAAGGAGGAAUUUAGUCACCCGGAAAUUUCUGUUUUUUGUAAGGUAAAAUAUAUUUAUCCCUUUUUUGUUUGGUUUUACUUAUUGCUACACACAUGUUUAAAAAUAGUAAAUAUAUUGUUGAAGAAAAAU